AUGUAUUAUUCUACUUCAGCCUCUCAAGUUGAAAUGGCCACAUCCAGCCUAGCAAUCACAGCUACUAUGACGACACAAGUCACUAGUACACCUACUGCUACUGCUACUGCUUCUACGCCUACAACCCCGACAGCAACCGGAUGGAAUCCUUGGUCUGCUUGGAUUUUCGAUGCUUGUAGUGUUCCUUGCGGCAAUGGUACUAAUAUGGGUUAUAGAGUUAGAUGUCCAAUAGGUAUCAACAUAGGUGAAUUAGGUACUGUUAUACCAGUAACAGAUAACCCUAAAUGUGAAAGUGAAAUACGAAAAAAUUCGUUCUGUAUUGGAAAAGCAUGCCCAACAGCACCUGCUUUAUGCAAUACUGGCUAUAAGAUAGAUCAAGACCUUUCUGGAUUAAAUUAUUACAUAGAAAGGAAAUUGAUAUACGAGUAUUUUAAUGUUUAUAUGAUGUUAUUCAUGAAACAAGAAUUAAUAUUUUCGGAAUUGGUCAUGUCAUGA
Trichoplax adhaerens is the source of this 495-nucleotide messenger RNA. RefSeq lists its product as uncharacterized. The transcript is spliced from 6 exons. The record is from RefSeq and is a predicted model, not a curated record. The coding region runs from base 1 to 495 and encodes 164 amino acids. NCBI's taxonomy places the organism in Eukaryota, Metazoa, Placozoa, Uniplacotomia, Trichoplacea, Trichoplacidae.